GAAGAAGAGGAAGAAGCAGGGGCAGAACACGAAGAAGAAGCGCUUCCUUCGGCUUCUGCCCGGUAGUGGAAGAAAGAGCCACCACGCAGAUGCAUAACUUAUGGAUACUUUUAUCUAAUACUUAUCGUAUUUACUAAGCAACGUGUGCCGUUUGCCACCAGCUGCACUGAUUCGGACAUAUCAUGGCAGUAUUCCAGUUACUUCCGCAUCCAUAAAGUCGCUGACCCUGAAGACUCACAUCCGUAAACUUGAUUGGCUGCCGCUCGUCUCGAGCAAACACUCUCUCCUCUGUGAUUGGACGGCUCACCACGUGUUGUGAGUGAACGAACGCCGGGAUACGUAAAGAGGACACAAGCGGCUCAGUAAUACUCCCCGGUCGGUGAAUAAUGAUGGAGAAGAGGGUCUGAGCUGUACUCAAACAUUUGGGAUACCCUAUAUAUGGAUUCAUGUUGAAGAUUUCCUUUCCUAAGCUGAGUAGAGCAGUGGAGCGUGUGAGGAGACUGACAGCUCACCUCUGCAAAUCAACCAUGUCCACAAACCACCAGGUCUCCAGUCCGUCCUCUGCAGCCAAUGGGGUGGCUCCCACUGCAGCCAUCCUCAUCAUUGGAGAUGAGAUACUCAAGGGCCACACAGUGGACACCAACAGCAGCUUUCUGACAAGAGCACUUAGGAGGCUUGGAGUGUCUGUGCAGCGCAUCACAGUCAUACCAGAUAUACAGGAGGUCAUCGCCAAGGAGGUGGCGCUCCUCUCUCCUCAGUAUACGCACCUCAUCACGUCGGGGGGGAUAGGCCCCACGCACGACGACCUCACCUUUGAGAGCGUUGCCAUGGCGUUCCAAGAAGAGGUUUACCCCCACCCAGAGCUCACACAGGUGAUUGAAAAGUUCUUUGGGGCAAAGGACAAAAACAGCGCUGCGAUGAAGAUGGCAAUGGUGCCUCGCUCGGCCAAACUCAACUACGGAACUGAUCCACAGACCGGGCAACGGCUCCUCUAUCCGCUGGUCAGCGUGCGCAAUGUAUAUAUCUUUCCUGGGAGCCCAACUUUCAUGGAGAGGGCCUUUGCCGGACUGGAGCAACUCUUCGCUGGAUCAGGGACCACUUUUCACACUCUAAAUUCACAGUCAUUUGUCUUUUGUCUUCCCACAGGCACAGCGCUGGGCGAGAAAGUUAUGUCUUCUCUAAAAACAAUAGAAACUGCACUGGAUCAGUAUCCGACAGAAGAAGUCUGUGUCGGCUUCAACGGAGGGAAGGACUGCACGGCGCUGCUGCAUCUCUGCUAUGCUGCACUGAAACGGCGGAAUCCAGAUGCAAAAGACAAACUGAAAGCUCUGUAUAUUCGUAUUGGCUCUCCGUUCCCAGAAAUGGAGCAGUUUCUCCAGGACACAAUAAAAAGAUACGACCUGGAGCUGAUCACCGUGGAGGGCAGCAUUCGACAGGCCCUGAACGAGUUGCAGGAAAAGAGGCCAGAGCUGAAAGCCGUCCUGAUGGGGACCAGGAGGAGUGACCCCUACUCGCACACGUUGACGCCGAUGUGCCCCACUGAUCCUGGCUGGCCAGAGUACAUGAGAGUCAACCCAUUACUAGACUGGACGUAUCACGACAUCUGGACGUUCCUGAGGACGUUAUACCUGCCCUACUGUACACUCUAUGAUAAAGGGUACACUUCGCUCAGCAGUAUGGACAACACCUGUCGAAACAAGGCCCUGCAGGUGGUGGAUGAGAGGGGCGUGACGCGCUACAAGCCGGCCUACCUCCUGGAGAAUGAAGAAGAGGAGCGCAACUUCCGUGCCUGAUGUUUCCCACUUCUACUGCGUCACCUGUCGCUCGUGGAGCUGUCUGUCUGGCCGCGUCUCACUCCUCCUAGCUUACGGGUAGUUUAGUCCUCUUGUGAGCGUUUGCGGAAGAUGUCCGACAUCAGAGUUAGGCGGCAGGGAAAGUGCGUGCGUGUGUAGAAAGUGUGUUACGGCACUUGUUCGUUUAUGUGACUCUGAAGUAAAGGCUUUCUGUGCUGCUGAAUAAAA
Molecule: messenger RNA, 2021 nt
Organism: Mugil cephalus (flathead mullet)
Lineage: Eukaryota; Metazoa; Chordata; Actinopteri; Mugiliformes; Mugilidae
Gene: flad1
Product: flavin adenine dinucleotide synthetase 1
Exons: 10
Coding region: 447-1793 (448 amino acids)
Biological process (GO): FAD biosynthetic process
Molecular function (GO): FMN adenylyltransferase activity
Source: RefSeq, a predicted model, not a curated record